AUGUUCCAGCCUCAACCAACGCCUUUUGCGUUUCACGCCUCGGCACACAACCCAUACUCUCACGCUCAUCCCCACGGUCAUGGUCAAACGUACAUGCAAAGCCAGAGCGGCUCGCCGCAGGAUCACCGGCCUCAGAACAGCGGAGGCUAUAGCAUCAGCACUGGGGCAGCAGGGUUAGGAGAAAUGAUGAUGAGGAACGAAGAAGGCGGAGGAGGAGCAAGAGGAAGAGGGGUAGGAAGAGUGGAGAUGAGGAUGAGGAUGGGUAUGGCGGGCGAUGGUGUCGGAGGAGGUGCAUCUCACGACGCCGGCAUUGAUACAGGAAUGGCGGGCUCACAUUACGGCUACUUGUCGUCAGCGAGAGCAGAGAGGGGAUCAGGAAGCGGCCCUAUUUCUGGCUCUGGCUCUGGCUCUGAUUCUGAUGCUGUUUCUCGUUCUGGUGGUCGAGGCCAUGGACAUGGUCUAGGUCGAGGUCAUGGCCAAGCUGGAGCUGUUGGAGCUGGCAUGGGAGCUGGAGCUGGAGCUGGAGUGGGUUCAUCGUCGGGUGCAUCGUCGGUGGGACUGGACAGCAUGGGUAACCCCCUGGUGAUGGGCGGCGGUGGUGGUGGUGAUGGUGGUGAUGGUGGCGGCGGCGGCAGGCUAGGGCUGGGGAUGGGGAUGGGGAUGGGACAGAUGGGCAUGGGCAUGGGCAACUUGAACGGCAUGGGUAUGGGCCUGGGCCACAGUGGGCUGUCCCUGUCGGCGCAGUCGCAGCCGCGGUCGCAAUCACUGUCACAGUCGCUAUCUGGUGUUAUGGGGAUGGGCGGGGAAGCUGCAGGCACACACAGCCUGAAUGCUGCGUCGUCGCCGGCCGGACCUGGAACCUCGCUAAUGACAGGAGCAGCACAACAGCAGCAGCAGCAGCAUCAAUACCAACAGCGCCAACAACAACAACAGUAUCCUGGGCGGCAACAGCAGCAGCAAAGACAGCUAGUCUCAUCAGCAGCAACAGCAGGAGCAGUGGGAGGGCCGUUGGCGACAACACUAAUAGCGGCUACAGCGCCUAUGGUUGGCCCCGGCCCGGUCGCCGGCCGGGCUCCAGCUGUCACCAGCACCAGCACCAGCACCAGCACCAGCACCGGCACCACUCCCGCAUCGCGCGCAGUUCAGGUUCAGGUUCCUGUUCCUGUUCAGAGUCAGGUUGCUGCACUUGCACAUCAUCAUCAGCAGCAGCAGCAGCAGCAGCAACAGCAACAGCAACAGUCUCAGUCUCCUUCAUCUGCCUCCACUCCUCCUCCUUCACUACUACUUCCUCCAACCACCACUUCAACCACCACCACCAACGCCAACGUUGUCUCUGGCGUUUCCGCCGUGGCUUCGGCUGCUCCUUCUGCUGCCCACUUGCACCUUAACAACCACCAUAACAGCCCCGGCGCUGCUUCUGCUCCUGCCUCAUCCUCCUCCGCGUCUUCUUCCUCCUGCUCCUCCUCCUCCUCCCGCUCCCUCUCCCGCUCCUCCCACCCCCAUUCCCACUCCCACUCCCAUUCGUCCUACGGAUACUCCCACGCCAACCUUUACUCCAACCACAACCUCCUCCACGGACACCUCCAGCAGCAACAACACCCUCCUCCUCCUCAUCCUCACCCCGGCGCCUCUUCUUCGACAACAUCCUCUUCUUCUGCCUUUUACACCACCAACUCCAACGCCAACCCAGGCUUCACAAACACCGCCGCCGCCCUCGCUCCUGAUCACGCCCACGCUCCAGCCCACGCCGUGAGCAGCACUCGUCGUCCUUGCGCCAUGGAACCCGGCGACCCCUCCGACGUUGCCGCCCAAGAAGCCGCCGCUCGGGAUUAUCAGCCACAGCUCCAGGUGAGUUGGCUCGCCACCCCGACUCCGGGAGACGCACGCCUAGCUCCCGUCGCCGAACCCCCCAAGCUUCGACUGCUCGUGCUCGUGCUCGUCCUCUCUCUUUUCUCGCCCUCAACCCACAAGAAUCUCACAAUCCUCUUUGAGUCCAAUGCUAUUGAAUCCAAUACCAUUGAAUUCCAUGUUUCCUCCACGUCCAAAGCUCCCAUCGAACCCGAAUCCUUACUCGGUUUAUUGGUGGGCGACAAGAUUACCAGCGACGCCAUAACCGACGAGUACGCCAAGGCUGACGAAAUCUAUAUCGCAAAGACCAUCAGCCUUCCCCAGACAUAUUCUCACUAUCGCCCUGUUCAAGGUGACGGAAAUUGCGGCUGGCGAGCAAUCGGCUUCUCCUACUUUGAGCAUCUCAUCAACAAUGGCGACCAGCAUCAGAUCCUCGGCGAGGCCGCGCGCAUCACGAGCUUAAAUCAGUAUCUCCUCAACGUUGGCGGCUACGAUCGGAUGUUGUUUGAGGACAUGGUGGAAGAGACGAUUGGCUUGUUAAAAGAUGUCGCCCAGAAUAUUGCCAACCCACAGCUAGCCAUGGGCAUCAUGGUCCAGCGCUUCAACGACCAGGGCUCUUCCAACGCCAUCAUCUACCACCUUCGCUUGUUGGCGCUCUCAUGGCUCAAGGGAAAUGUUGAGCUCUACGAACCCUUCAUUCCCGCCGAGACGGGUAUCAUCGGCUAUUGCGCCGAAAUCGAACGCCCAAACAGAGAGAUUGACCAUCUCGGCAUCAUUCUGCUCGUUCAGGUGCUGCUAAAACCCAUCAACUUCGUGCUGGAGAUUGCGUAUCUGGAUCGUAGCCCAGGAAACCAAGUCAACAUUUACCGCUUUCCGGACGAGGCCAAUGGUCAAGACCCUGCCACUCUGGGCCCCAUCAUCUACUUGCUCUACCGGCCCGAUCACUACGACAUUCUAUACAAGUCGCCUCCGAAUCCGCCACCCUUGAAUCUUCAGGUUCACCGUGUUGGUUCCUUUUCUCAUUCUCAAGAGAUUGCGAGCGUGGGUCCUCCUUUGCACAGCUAUUCUCUCGACUACGGCCCCCUGGCCAUGCUGCCCGGAUUCGGGGGCCCGCCCUCGGGCUUGUCUUCCGCUCUGUCUUCGCUCGGCUCGCCCACAUCUACAUCUCCGCUUCCAGACGCCUAUGACCCUUCACCUCAAUCUCCUUGGCUCGCGACGCCGUACUCUGAUCAUCACAUUCAGCAGCAGCAGCAGCAGCAGCAGACGGCACCAGCCCCUCGACCGCAGCCUCAAACGCCAGCUCGACCACAACAAUCGACGCCUGCCCCUACGAAGCCGUCGCAACCGGUUGACUACCAGCUCAGAUUUAGUCACCAGUGCUGGCAUCUCAACAACACCAGCUCGGCGCAACCGUCAGUGAUACCCGGCCAAGCCGGCUUCCAUGAACCCAGCUUUACUACCGCAAUGUUCAAGAACAGCCAUUUCAACAAGGCACACUAUAAUAAUCCUCACUUUCAUCCCGAGGAGUGGACUCCGGACGAUGAUGGCCACCACGAGCGGCUGCCGGCGCCCAAGAAGAAGGGAAGGGUCAGGUUGGAUCACUAG
Messenger RNA from Colletotrichum tamarilloi, 3453 nucleotides. RefSeq names its product peptidase C65 Otubain. The record is from RefSeq and is a predicted model, not a curated record. Gene Ontology annotation, molecular function: ubiquitin binding; cysteine-type deubiquitinase activity. NCBI's taxonomy places the organism in Eukaryota, Fungi, Ascomycota, Sordariomycetes, Glomerellales, Glomerellaceae. Gene Ontology annotation, biological process: protein K48-linked deubiquitination. Gene Ontology annotation, cellular component: nucleus. The coding region runs from base 1 to 3453 and encodes 1150 amino acids. The transcript has 4 exons.